Zeugodacus cucurbitae (melon fly) is the source of this 3422-nucleotide messenger RNA. RefSeq lists its product as uncharacterized. The transcript is spliced from 7 exons. The record is from RefSeq and is a predicted model, not a curated record. The coding region runs from base 911 to 3349 and encodes 812 amino acids. Lineage: Eukaryota; Metazoa; Arthropoda; Insecta; Diptera; Tephritidae.
UUUUCAUGCUUGAGUUCAAAGUUCACUUGAGGAACACAAAAGACUUAAGCAACGAACUUUUCACUUACUUUUCAUUUUAAUACAAAAUUUUACUUUUCCUUCACUGCAAAAAAAGUUGAAAUACAAAAUAAACGUUAAUCUCCGAUUGCCACAACAACAACAACUUCCACAAUGUCAACAAGCUGACGAUAACAAAUCAAAGCGCUGCCGAAGUAACGCCUCAAUCGAGGACAAACUGCUUGAGGAGCGUGCUCUGCAACGCCUCAACGAUGAGCAAAUAAAUGCGGUAAUGUGGAGUGCGACCAACAUUUGCGCGCUAGAUGUGUGCGUUAGAUGUGCAAUUAGAGGCAAGUAGCGAAGCAUACACCACAGAGGAGCAACGCGCUGAUCGGUGGUAAAUGCAGCCAGUAGCAGUGUGUGUCCAGCGGCUAGAGCAAUCAAGUUCGUAGAACACGUUUCAAUACGGCGGCGGAGAUAGCAACGAGAAACACUCUCACCGCCACUUUCAUUUCACUGCUCGAUUAACUACUAGACGCCUCGCUAGCUGUGUGUCAAUAUUGUUUUUAUUGUUGUUGUUGUUGGUUGCAUACGCGCAUGCCUGGCCGCCUAUCGUUAAGCUAAUAUCGCUCUAACCGCCAUAUCCGUGGCGAUAAUAACACGUUGCUGCUGGAGGCUGCUGCGGCCGCGGCCGUUGAUGACAUUAUUUAGCCGCGGCAGCAACCAAUUGACGGAGUGGAGUGCCAUAGCAGCUCCGUUGCUGAGCGCAAUCAUAACAAAGUGAGCCAGCUGCGCUCAUUUUGUUUUGAGCGUUGACGCAGUGCAGACGCGCGAAUUUUCAAUUAUCCAGCAAGUCAAAGAAAAACAAAAAAAAAUAUUUCAAUUAAUUUGCAUUUUAAUCGGCGUCUCCAGAAUGGAAAGUGAAAACGCGCUGAGGCGCUGUGUCAUCAAGGCAAACGAAAGGAAUUUACGUCAUUUAAGCAGAACUGUGUCAGAUAAACACUUGAUAAUGUGGCCUUCACAUACUCAACGGCUGUUUAUGGCACUGCAGUAUUUGCUGCGCUUGGCCUGCAUUUUAUUGGCGCUAAAUAUUUGCGGUGCGCACUCAUUACCGUUGCUGGUGCAAGCUGCGCCCAGUCUUGCUUGGCACAAUUCGAAUUUGAACGAUGUGCGCACAAAUGGAACGCACAGCAUCGGCCCCACUUGGCCGCCUAACCUACAGCACAUCGAUAUUUGGAGCGCUGUGGAGCUGCCGAGCUACGCUGCCGCGCAGAUGGCCGAGGAUGAGGACGAGCCGGAAGUGCAGUCGCUGCAAGCUAUUGAGGGCUUUCAAUAUGCGGGCGCUAAUUUCGAGGACUCUUAUGAUGGUUUAUCCAGCGGACUUAACGGUACACAAGUGGAGCAGAAAUCGGGCUGUAAACCAAAGCGCGGGAAAGAUACCAUUGAAAAACACUUGGAAAGUAAAGACACACUGGACGUGCCAAACAAUCGUCAAAAUCGCGUGAUCCACCUGUUUCCUGUGCCUGUCGACGGCGAAUGUCUCUCGGAUGAUGGACGACGCAUCGGCAAUUGCUUCAACAUAUACGAAUGCCGGGCCAAAGGAGGGAUUGCGAAAGGCGAUUGCGCCAUGGGUUUUGGUGUAUGUUGCAUAUUCAUCGCCAGUUGCAACACCACCAUUAGCAAUAACGUUACCUAUCUGGUGUCGCCGCAGUUCCCCAGCUUCAUGCCGAGCAAUUAUAGCGCACCGUGCAACUACAAAAUCAAACUUAUGAGCGAUGAGGUCAGUCAGCUGCGCAUUGACUUCUAUCACUUCUCAAUGGGACAACCGAAUCGACGCAGUGGCGUUUGCGACGGUGAUGUGUUUGCGGUCAAUGGAGGUCCAAGUGGCGCGCUGUCCUUGUGUGGACAAAACAGCGGACAGCACAUCUAUUACGAAGUGGGUGGCGCUGCUGCACCGCGUCAAACACUCUUUGGUAAUCUACGUCCACUCACCUUUAGUCAACUGUACCCGAAUAGCAGUGGCGGUGCGACGCCGACUAUUGAGAUCGUCAUGAAUUUCACGCAACGUUUUCAACCCAUACGUCUCUGGGAGAUACGAAUUGCGCAAAUUCCAUUCAGUCAGCGCGCGCCAGUCGGUUGCUUGCAGUACCACACGGGCACCGAAGGCAUCAUACAGACUUUCAAUUUCGCGGAGAAUGGUCGUCAUUUGGCCAACCAGAACUAUCGCAUCUGCAUGCGUCAGGAGCAGGCUAUGUGUUCUAUUAUGUACCAGCCUUGCGAUGAGCAGUCAUUUCGCAUUGGACCAGGCAGCGCCGGGGAACCAGGCAUGCUGAAUAUGGGAGCGCCAGCGUUAAUGAUGGAUCCGAUGUUGGCCGGGGUGAUGAACAUGAACAGCAUGAUGGGUGGCGGUGGUGGUGCAACUGGCGCUGUUCUCAACGACAGUCCAACGAUGGAUGCCAUGCCAACAAUGCAGUCGACCGUGCUGGCCGAUGAUCCUAAUAUGUUGCAAAUGAUGGAUGCCACAACAACAAUAGCGGCAACGAUGUCGACCGCCGCUUCAUCGGAUGCUACCACAACUACUGCUGUCGCGAUGAUGGAUGCCAGCACAACAGCAACGGACAGUAGCGCCGCUACUAUGGCAACAGAGGCUGCUAGUAGCAGCGCGGCAGCGCCAAGCAGCACGGAAGUUACAACCGCCGCGCCAGCUGCCUCCGAAAUGCCCGCUGCUUCAUCGGAAACGCCGGUCAGCAGCAGCAGCGCCACCACAUUAGACACUCGCAGCAGCACCACGCCGGCAACGACUGUCGCUACUUCAACGCUCAGUGACGAAAUCGCGGAUGAAGGCUCCGGCGGAGGUGAUACCGACCCAAUAGCCGGCGCGCCAACGCGUCGACCCGGACCCGUGCGUGGUGGUUUCGAUUUGCUCGGUUUCCUGCGUAGCGCAUUCGACUUCAACAGCUUUCGACGCAAUAGCCGACAGUUGGGUGAGAAGAGCACACUUAGCAGUGGUUAUAAGAGACAGUUGGAUGAGAAGAGCACACUUAGCAGUGGUUACAAGAGACCAGCGAAGCGCGCGCGUCAGCUAUAUUCGCGCUGCACCGAUCGUCUCACCAUGCCGUGUAUUGUCGAAGACUUCAUUGGCAUGGGUCCGCUGGGCACGCCAACAUUGCCAGGCUGCGAGCCGGUACAUUGUGGCUCACAAUUCUGCUCCAGCGGCGUGUGGCCAUGCCGCAUCGAAUCAACAGUGACGCCUUUCUACAUUGGCGUGCAUUUCGGCAGCGGUUUAGGCAAGGGUAGCGCGGAGGAUAAUAUUGGCGCUUGUUUGCGCUAUCAGCAGGUGGAAUGCAUGUGACGGCGCUGUUAGUGGAGCGUUAUACGUUUGUAGAUAGAUUUUUAGUGUUUAAGUCUGUGUGUUUGAAUGUGUA